Molecule: messenger RNA, 1347 nt
Organism: Theobroma umbraticum
Lineage: Eukaryota; Viridiplantae; Streptophyta; Magnoliopsida; Malvales; Malvaceae
Gene: DGL
Product: alpha/beta-Hydrolases superfamily protein
Biological process (GO): jasmonic acid biosynthetic process
Cellular component (GO): chloroplast
Molecular function (GO): glycerophospholipid phospholipase A1 activity
Source: RefSeq, a predicted model, not a curated record
AUGGCAUCUAAAGUGUUGAUGCCAAGCUUAAACAUGAACCAUAUUGCAUUUCCAGGGGACAUUCAGCCCAGGUCACAUUCAUUUGGGCAAGUUUGCUUGCCAAAGAAAACGGGGAUUUCUUCAUCAAGACUAUCAGUUAUUGCUAAUAACUCUGUAGAAACACCAGCUAUGGCGGUUACUGCUGCCGCAGUUUCCAAAGCUAGUUCUAUCUUGUCUCGUUUCUGGAGAGAAAUUCAAGGUUCCAACAACUGGGAAAAUCUAGUCGAACCAUUGCACCCUCUUCUCCGGAAAGAGAUCAUCCGAUAUGGGGAGUUCGUCGCCGCCUGUUACAAGGCCUUUGAUCUUGAUCCCAACUCUAGAAGGUACUUGAAUUGCAAGUACGGAAAGAAGAGUAUGCUAAAAGAAGUUGGGAUGGAGAACUCUGGUUACCAAGUAACUAAAUACAUCUACGCUACACCUGAUGUCAAUAUUCCAAUCCAAACGGCUUCUUGCGGCCGUUGGAUUGGCUAUGUAGCGGUGUCAUCGGAUGAUGCCGUUAAAAGGCUUGGGAGAAGAGAUGUGCUGAUCACUUUUCGAGGGACGGUUACAAACCAUGAAUGGGUUGCCAAUUUCAUGAGCUCGCUCACGCCUGCACGCCUAGACCCGCAUAACCCGAGGCCGGAAGUGAAGGUGGAGUCAGGGUUUUUGAGCUUGUACACUUCAGACGAAACUGAUAGCAAGUUUGGACUCGAGAGUUGUCGCGAACAGCUUCUAUCCGAGGUUUCAAGGAUACUAAACAAAUACAAAGGUGAGGAAUUGAGCAUAACUUUGGCUGGCCAUAGUAUGGGGAGUGCUUUGGCCCUUCUAUUUGCUUAUGAUAUUACAGAGCUUGGCUUGAAUAAAACCGAUUCAGACCAAGAAACACCGGUCACUGUCUUCUCCUUUGGGGGACCUAGAGUAGGGAACUCAAGUUUCAAGCAAAGGUGUGAGGAAUUGGGAGUUAAAGUGUUGAGAAUAGCCAAUGUUAACGACCCCAUUACAAAGCUUCCAGGUGUUUUAUUCAACGAGAAUUUUAGGGUUUUGGGAGGGAGAUAUGAGUUCCCAUGGAGCUGCUCAUGUUAUGCUCACGUUGGUGUUGAACUUGUCCUGGACUUCUUCAACGUGCAAAAUCCUUCAUGCGUUCAUGACCUUGAAACAUACAUCAGCCUACUCAAAUGGCCCAAAAGAGUGCAGAUUCAAAAGGAUGGUGUUGAUUUUCUAAAUAGGGCAAGGGAGUUGCUCUUGAGUGCCCAAAAUUUUAACAUUAAUUUGCCAUGGAAAGAUGCUGCGAUCAAUAUGGUAAACUUGGUUCAAUCUCAAAGACCCUAA